CACAGCAUCACAUAUCCUUACUUUCUAUCCAUCUAUAUAAUGUCCGUCGAUUCGCCUGCUUCGCCCAAUGGCAUUGUUGAAAUCUCGGGUAUAAUCUUGGACCCGCUGACCGUGCUUGAAAAGACUAUAAACACUAUACAGGAAAUCAUCCCUGGGGCAGACGAUGACCUCAAGCAAAAGUUCCACUGGAUCAACUGUUCCCUCAAGAAUAUUACUCAAUUCAACUACACGGUUGUAGACAACUAUUUUUCCUCGGGCCGCUACUGGAAAGCACCCGAAGGCGAUAAACCGUUCUCUUCAGCGACGUUCUCUUGCUGCAAUGGCGAUGGUGCCAUCACAGGGGCGACAGGGGGCACAGCGUUCAAUCUGUGGCUUGACUCUCAGCAAUCGUUCGACUUCGCAGUGGGCUGGACGGACCCGGUCGUAGGCUCAACGCAAGCUGGAGUCGUGGAAUCCGCCAAAGCCGAGGCCGGCUACGAGGAGGUCUCCAGAGAAGGAGGGCAUAUUCAGUCCGAGAACCUCUACAUGGGAAAGGACGAGAAAGGCAACCCUGCAAAGUUCUAUAUUCAGGUCUCUGCUUCACCAGGCAAGGACCCUAUGUCGUUUGUAGUGCAGCAGGUUCCCUACGUGGGCUGAGGAUGACAAGAACAAGUACUAGUACAAGCUUACCUUAGGAGGAGUUGCACGAUCAUGUACACAAAGUGAAGGCUUCUGGGCGUUCAGGAAAAGCAAUGGCUUAGUAAUUAGUGAUCUUUUCACGACGACCAGUUUACGAUCUCAAUAUUAAUGAGAUGCUAUCAGUAUCACGUUGUACUUUGUCUUCGGGAGACUAGCUACAUCGUACGAGCCGUCCUGCACAUUAACAAAUAUUGACAUGCAUUCAUGAGAAACCGGCAUUUCGAAUUUUUUGCAUUCCAAUAACAAUUUACACACUUAACGCGUUUGCAUCUCAAUCAUUGGAAGUUCGGUACU
Suillus subalutaceus is the source of this 972-nucleotide messenger RNA. RefSeq lists its product as uncharacterized. Lineage: Eukaryota; Fungi; Basidiomycota; Agaricomycetes; Boletales; Suillaceae. The coding region runs from base 40 to 636 and encodes 198 amino acids. The record is from RefSeq and is a predicted model, not a curated record. The transcript has 3 exons.